Messenger RNA from Pomacea canaliculata, 864 nucleotides. RefSeq lists its product as uncharacterized. Lineage: Eukaryota; Metazoa; Mollusca; Gastropoda; Architaenioglossa; Ampullariidae. The transcript has 6 exons. Gene Ontology annotation, molecular function: calcium ion binding. The coding region runs from base 122 to 625 and encodes 167 amino acids. The record is from RefSeq and is a predicted model, not a curated record.
AAAUUCUAUUUUUGGAAGCUACGUGACUACCUUGUCUAUAUUAAGCAGCAGUCGACGUGCUGAGCUCAGUUUUCGACUGACCAAUCUUGUGCUCGCGUAGGAUCACGUGAUUGACAGAGCAAUGUUUUUACUUGUGGUCUUGACCAGUCUGCUGUGCACUGCCUUCGCUCAGCUCCAUAAUGAGUGUCAUAGCAACGCACAACUACUGAGAGAAGAAGAGGUUGUAGCUUUGGUGGCGGACAUUAUAGACCGCAACCAAGACAACAUUAUCACUGUUGGCGAAAUCGUGGUGGGAUUCGGCGAAAUCCUGGACUACCGGUUCCAGACCUCAGAAGCAUUGAUAGAACACAUGACACUCGAGCAACUGAUUGCCCUGGCUGCCCAGUAUGGCAUCAUCAUCGACAAGGAGCAUUUCGUGCAGAAGUGGCAUGAGAGGUUCGGGGACUCGCAAGCCUUCAUCAGGGCCACCUUCUCGGCCUACGAUAACAACAAGGACGACAAGCUGAGCAUACUGGAGCUGGAGGGCAUCGUCUUGCAUGCUCUCAUGACUGUGGAUAAUGGCGACCGCAUCCUGAGUGCGAAGGAGUUCCGCGAUUAUCUGCUCUACGUCUACAAGAACUGCUAAUCUCAUGGUGAAGAAAAGAUGUUUGCUGGUGUAUCGGCAAAUCUGAAGGAAACGAGCUCUCGACAAAAACACAAAGAAGAGUCUUUAUAUCAACACAAGAGAAAGAAAAGAAAAUUGGGUUCAAGACUGACCUUUACAUGUUUGACACCCAUCUAAAUAUCUUGUGUCAAGAAGUAAGAAGAAGUAUUUUGGGGAUAAUUUAAAUGUAGAAACGAAAUAAAAACGUGCUUUGGGCCAAA